AUGAUGGCGGUGCUACCGCCCUCGCUGCUUCCUUUAUCACUCUUCUUCUCCUCCCUAUUCUUCUUCCUCAUCCUCAACAUCAGACCCGUGUCGAGCGCGGCCUUUGUCCAUGCCACCAACACCGCCGCCGCCACCACCGCGAGCAACUGGGCCAAGAACCCAAACGACACGGCGAGCCCCAACGCGCUUUCUCAACGACAAGCCUCGUCAUCAUCAUCGUCGCCAUCGUCAUGGUCCUCGUCCCCCGCGUCGCAGUCUUCGGCCAUCGCCUGCGGCUUCCGCGACGGCAACCCGUCCGAGCCCCUGAUCCCGGACCCGGGCUUCGACUGCCGCAUCGACGCGAUACAAGGGAUCUGGGGCGUCUGCGCGACGAGCAUCGUGGACACCGUGCGCUGCUUCCUCCCCGGCAGCUGCGUCGACGACCACGGCUGCAAGGACGCGUGCGACGCCGUGGACAGGCCGGACUUGACCACCACUUGCGAUGGCGGCAAGCACUGCUCGACAGCCCUGCUGAUACUCGGGCCCGACGAGCCAACGUACGCGUCCAUCGGCUGCGGCCUGGGCCUUUCAACUGAUCACUACCUGAUAUAUCCGACGACGACGUUGGCGCCGGCGGGGAGCCGAUCCACCACCGCGCAAGCAGCCGGCGGCUCUUCGACGACCGGCGAGGGGACCAAGACGACGGCAUCUGCCAUCGCCACCACCACCACCACCACCACGGCGGGUAAAUCUCCAAACACGCCGUCCCCCACAGGAGCACGACGCUCGUCGCGGCCCGCGUCCUUGUCAUCUUCCGAAACUGCAUCGCCCGUGACCACUACCACCGCCACGACGACGACGAAGACGUCUCCGCCACCUAACCACACGGCCACAACAACGAUACCCAGCAGCGGCCAGGAGGGCGCGGAGAACCAGGGGAGAUCCAAGGGCGGCGGCGGGGCGGCGCCCAACAACACCGCGUGGAGCGGCAUCAUCGUCGGGGGCGCAGUCGGCGGCCUGGCGGUGCUGUGCGCCUCUGCCGUCACCAUCGUCUACCUGGUCCGGCGACACCGUGGCGCGGCCUCUCUUCUUCAUCAUCAUCAUCAUGACCACGACGGCGAUGCCACCGCCGCCACCCCCGGCGACGGCGACCUAGAAGAAGGCCUCGUGGAGCCAAAGAAUCCAGGGGCUGCGUCCGAGUUACCCGCUGGUCCUGGGACGCCGCGCUGGCACGUGGAAAUGCCUGGCUGAGGAUUGACUGUUUGUUUGUUGUUGUUGAAAUUGUUGGAUUCGAAACGCUCGUGUAUGGAAAGCCAAGAGGUCACCACCAGCCAUCAUCGCCUUGAGUCCUCCUAACUGUCAGGCAAUGAACGGGCCCUAAUGAUACAAAUGAAGAUGAAUAUUGCCAUGGACCCUCGCAGAUGCACAUCGACGUUGCUGUCUCGUCGAUGAUAAAGUCAUGGUCGCGGUAUCUUUGUUCCUCCAGUUGAUAGAUGUCUGUUGUCCGAAACAUGUCAUGGAGCUGCC
Molecule: messenger RNA, 1506 nt
Organism: Purpureocillium takamizusanense
Lineage: Eukaryota; Fungi; Ascomycota; Sordariomycetes; Hypocreales; Ophiocordycipitaceae
Exons: 2
Coding region: 1-1230 (409 amino acids)
Source: RefSeq, a predicted model, not a curated record